Podarcis lilfordi (Lilford's wall lizard) is the source of this 10112-nucleotide messenger RNA. The record is from the annotation of a GenBank genome assembly. Lineage: Eukaryota; Metazoa; Chordata; Lepidosauria; Squamata; Lacertidae.
GCCGCGCUCGCACUGCCGCCGGUGCAACGGGCUGAGCGCUCCGGUGUGGCCGUGUAUAUAACUCCCUCCCCAUUCGUUCCGCGGCUCGUUCCCUUCGAAGCGAAGUGGUGCGGGGAUGUUGGCCGCCAGGUUAGCGGGUUGUAGGCCGCCCCUCUCGUCGCUCCGGGUGCUGAGGGGGCUCCCGGCCGCGGGGUUUCAUUGCUCGGCGCAGCGUCUCCGCGGGGCCAGAGUCGCUGUGGUGAGUCCGGCUGCCAGCCGAGCGUGAGCGGAUGAGCGCCUUCUUUCCCGUUGCGCCCUAAGGGGCGGCGGCCGCUGCUUCUGCUCCUCCACAAGCGAGAGAGCUUCGUGGAAAAUUACUGCCACAUUUCCCUGCCACCCCCUCGGCGGCUGUGCGGCACACAGGCAGAAAUGCAACAGGUUGAGCGGCAGCUGCAAAGCUGCACUGCCUCCUCCUGCCUUGCUGUUAAUGAAGGCACGGGGGCGCGGCCAAGGAAAAGGAGAUGGCGGAGUGGAAAGUUGGCGUCCUUGGAAGGGAGGCAGUUGGUCGGGGUUGAGCUGCAGCUCCGAGAACUGCAGCCCUUCACUCGCACACUUCAGGAAUGCUGGCAUUGCCCCAAACAGAUACCUCGUUUGGUUUCGCUUCCUUUCUGCUGCCUUUCUUUGGCUCUUAUCGUAAUUCUGCUCCAUUCCCUACACGAAAAUUAUUACAGCUCAGAAGCAAGUUUCGCUGUGUUCAGUAGUGUCGAGAAUUGCGGCCGCAGAUCAGUAAUGUAUAGUAAUGGCUUUCUUUGUUUAUACCGUAGUUAUAUUUUAUAGCGCACGCCCCCUUACAUUCCGUGUUCAUGCUGAAAUAUAUAACAAUACCCAGGCUCAUAAAGACUUACUACAGCUGCAGUGAAAAGUGGAGUGGAGAGUAACAGUUCAGACUUCUGUUAUGGGUUCAUGUAAGGGUCCCGAGUGAAACAUUUGGGGGAAUUUGGAGAAGGUUGCAGACAGUUGAGCAUUAACAAAACUUCUGUGCCCUAGUCAGUGACUGACUUUGAGGGGGGGAAAGAGGUUUGGGGAAGGAAAUCUUAAUACAAUUUACUAUUGUUCCCUGGGCGUUUAGAUAUAGUCUAUAGAAACGACGAGUUCUUAUGUGGGACCUUCAAGAGUAACACUUCAUCCAUGAAAGUUUAUGCUGCAGUAAGGAAAGCAUAUGAACAGAGUCACUCUGGAAAUAAUGAACUGAGUUGGACAAGAAACUACUGUUGCCUCUGUGUAUGUGAACUGGGAAAAUAAAUGUGAUGUUGAAAUCACUAGGCUGAUUUUCUUUUUGCAGGUCUUAUCAGGAUGUGGUGUUUAUGAUGGUACUGAAAUCCAUGAAGCCUCAGCGUAAGUGUAUUUGUGUAAUCAUUGGGUCUCCAAAUGAUCAACAGUUGAAUUGGUUGAUAAACAGUCCAAUCACGUAGGCAGUAUUUCUUUGUUAGAUAGCUUUUCCUUGAGUAUUUUGGAGCGUCAUACCCUAUCCCCCCCCAUAGUUUCUACCAAGAUAUGAAGUAAAUUUCAGUUUAAUGUUGUGCUUAUUUUGCUACUUCAUCUCCUGUAUCUAUGUAUUUUGUAGGAUAUUGGUGCAUUUGAGCCGUGAAGGAGCCAGUGUUCAGAUGUAUGCCCCAGAUAUCUCUCAGAUGCACGUUAUCGAUCAUAGCAAAGGACAGCCAGCUGAGGGUGAAUCAAGGUAAGAACAAAUUUUAAGACAAGCUACAUGAAUAUAUCUAGAUUUAUAUUUAUCCAGUGCACACAUAUAUACAUACAUCUAUUGAUACUCUGGGAAGCUGGCUACCCUCACUAUUUGAAUUGGUCUCAUCUAAACCUGUUUUCUAGAUUGUCUCUCCCACUCAGAGUUAUAUGUAAAUAGUGUUCCCAGUAUUCGGAUCACUGUUCUGUUUAUUGCCCUCAAACCAUUUGAGUAUGACUGUACUUUGUUAAAUACUUUACCAAUAAAUUCAGUAACUUUAAAUUAUCAAUCUCAGGCUGUUACUUCCUGGGGUCCUUUAAUAGCAGUGCUCCUUAUAUGUCUAUGUAGUCAACUUCUGCUCUUCACUUUAUACCACUUUUUUUAAAGAAAUGUCUUAGCAGAAUCGGCAAGGAUCGCUCGUGGUAAAAUUGCAGAUUUGGCUAAACUUACUGCAAAGGAUCAUGAUGCCGUCAUAUUUCCUGGAGGCUUCGGCGCAGCCAAAAAUCUGUGAGUUCUGAAUUUAUACGCUAUUGCAAUUGUUAAAUUCCAGAUAAUUAGCCACUCUUAAGAGAUGCUGUAGGAAAGUUAUAGUUCAUUAAGAAAUACAAUUUUCCAGAUGUGUUCGUUCAGGCUUCUUGUUUCAUAAGGACAAAUAUUUUCAUUGUUGUGUGUUUGUUGAUGCCCCAGAAAAAUACACAUACCAUUUUUACAGCCAAAUCAAGCCCCAGUCUAAUGUUGAAAAACAGAAUCAAAAGUUUUAUUUUUAAAAAUGCCUUAAGUUUUAUGCCACAUUGUAUGGAAAUCUUGAUGCUGAAACUAUUAAAGAUAAAAUUAUAAACUAUUUUAAUGUGCCAUUUUAUAUUUGUGAGCCACUCAGAUAACUAUGUUAAACGUACGAUGUAUACAGUAUGGUAUAAGUACAAUAAUUAUUAGGUAAAGGUACCCCUGCCCGUACGGGCCAGUCGUGUCCAACUCUAGGGUUGUGCGCCCAUCUCACUUAAGAGGCCGGGGGCCAGCGCUGUCCGGAGACACUUCCGGGUCACGUGGCCAGUGUGACGAAGCUGCUCUGGCGAGCCAGCACCAGCGCAGCACACGGAAACGCCGUUUACCUUCCUGCUGUAAAGCGGUACCAAUUUAUCUACUUGCACUUAGGGGUGCUUUCGAACUGCUAGGUGGGCAGGAGCUGGGACUGAACGACGGGAGCUCACCCCGCUGCGGGGAUUCGAACCACCAACCAUACGAUCGGCAAGUCCUAGGCACUGAGGUUUUACCCACAGCGCCACCCGCGUCCCUUUUCAAUAAUUAUUAAGAAGUAAUAAUUAUUCUUCCUGGUGGUGUUUUCUUGGCAUGCUGCAAUUUAUGUUUAAGGGCCACUGAAAUCAGUGGAACUGCAUGAUGGAUUGCAGCUGUAGGCAUUGGUUGAAGACUGAAACAAUCUGUUACUUAUUUGCAUGCCUGUUUUCCCUUGGGGGGAGUCAAAAUAUUUUAAAGAGGUCUUUUAAGGCUGAGUCUGUGGAUCACUAAUGGAAUAAGAAAAUAAACAAGGAAGCUUUAUUGCAUUAUUGCUGCUUGAGAGGAAUAUGUUUUCAAGCUGGCUUGGCAGCAUCGGUGCUAGAAUGGUUCUCAUGGACUUCCUGUUUCUGGCGGUGGAAAAUGGCUGAUCCCACACAAUCGGACUUCAGCCGUUCCGAUAAUUCAGGGCUGAUAUGGGGGUAAUUAGCCCUGGCAGCCUCCCCAGGGCAGGGGAGGACUGUCUGAACGACCCGCUGUCUGUCCCAGAUUGCCGAUGUGGCAGACGGCAGGGGCACUGGGUCACGGAGCUAGGGACUGCUGACACUCCUGCGACGCCACCCCAUAGCCGGACGCAUCUGUUUGGGAGAAUAUAAAGAUUUGGAAAACAAACAGACACGCUCUGAAUUGAAGAAGCUGGAAAAAACCUGCAGUACGUACAGUCUCUGGUGCAAAAGAUCGAACUUCAAAGAGAUCCUCAUGACGUUUGGAAUGUGGAGGGGCUUGGUAUGUAAAAAAAACAUUCUUUUAUCGUUAACAUCAACAAUCCGUAAUGCAUGCCAAGUCUCAUUAAGAACUUAAAUUGCUCUUCAAAAAGUGAGUUCAGAUGGACUUUCAUAUAUAUUUGGGAUCUACUCGCAGCCACUUCUCCUCUAAGACUGGAAAUGUCUGUUAAAGACAAAAACAAAGGACAAAAGACAAAAUGGCGUCUCCCACCACGUCGUUAUUGAAUAUCUGAAAUACUUCCCUGAUUAAGAGAAACAGGAGCUAAUGAAUGGUUGGUUAUAAAGACUGGAAACAAUAUUACAUAUACAACUGUUUGCAAAAAGAUGUUUUUUUGAUUACGAGCGAGAGAGAGGGCUAAAUGGAUGUCUGGCAGCUCCCCUCUAGGGCCUGGAGGGGGGACUGGGAAGAUUCCAAAGGCCAAUUGCUAACUGUCUGAUAUAUGGCUACAUUGCAAACAGUCUGUUUAAGAUAAAUCAACAAGGAGGGUACAGAAGGAAAUUUCUCUCUGUUUCUUUGAUAACACCUGGAUGGGAAAGAUUAACGAUCUGGGAGCUGCCAAAAUAACAACUCUUAAAGAGCUGGACAGAACUUUGAAAUUGGAUGCAAUUAAAUGAAGCGGUGCAAUGAAAAAACAGCUGAAGGAGUAUAAGGACCAAUCUGCACUCCAUAGAAAAGAAAAAAAGUAUCGGUUUUCUGACAUGAAUGAGGAUUGUAGAACCAGAGUCAAAAUGUGGAAGGGAAAAAUCGGACAUGGAAUUAUGAAUAACAUUGAGGAUGAUGAGAGGCAGGACUAUGAUGUUGAAUGCGCUUCGAAAUUCAGACCGUGGGAAGUCAAAACAAAAUUAUUACAAUUUGGAAGACAAUUGGACCUUUUUUAUUUUAGUUUUUUAUUUUUAUUGGAUCUCAUUUGAUAUGUUACUUGGAUGUUUUUAUUAGAAAAUUAAUAAACGCUUUUUAAAAAAAAAUAGAAUGGUUCUCAUGGAUUACAGAAACAGUACUGAUGCCUUGUAUAACUUUUCCCUUGGGAUUUUUUUUUAGUGCUUCAUCUUUGCAUCUGUUUUGCAUUUAAGCGAUCCAACUCCCCCCCCCCCCAACGUAUAUAAACUCACCCACUGAGUGUGGGUGGCUUUCUUUACUAGCAGUCAAUAGACUAUUAAAAUAUUUUUUAACAAUUGAAAAUUACACUUGAUAAAAUUAAUAAAAAUACAUGUUGAUACAGAUGAAAAACGCAGACUUAAAAUACUAAACUAUCAGGCAAUCUUAAAGAGGUCCAAUAAGGAUAGCUGUAUUCAAAAACUUUGCCACUUGCUCUGUGACUAUGAUUGGAACCUUGGAGCAAAAUGAUUAUAAAAGACUCAGAGGAGCAACCAGGGAGGGAACUACAUAAAGUCUGAAGGAAGGAGUGCUUCCUUCUCUUGGCUGUUAUCCAGCUGUUCAUCUGCCAAAGAAAUUGAGCAGCACAAAUCUGAGAACCAAAUCUCAAACUGCUCUGUGGUGGGCCAUUAUGUACACCCAUAGAAAGAAGUUUGUGUUUACUUAAUUGCCCAGUCAGCUCUGUGGGUCACUGCACACAAAUGGAUCAGCAGGACAGGUGAUUUAAACAACUUUCAUAUGAUGGCUGUGCAUGUAUACCAAGGUGGCAAACCUUUGUCUUCUCCCCCCCCCCCGAUAUUGCUGGACUACAGCUCCCAUCACACCUCACUAUUGACCAUGCUGGCUGGGGCUGAUAGGAGCUGGAGUUGAUUAGCAUUCCAGGGGCCAUAGGUUAGCCACCUGUGGUUUACACCAACACUAAAACAGAUACCAAAAAUAUAGUUUGUAUUUAGUGUUCCUGAGGAGGGGGUGGCCAUAUUUAUUGCCCUCUUUCCUCAGUACUGAAGCAGAGGAGUGUCUUGGCUUCUGUAUUGCAAUAAGGCAGAGGAUAUUAAUUGCUUUUAUGAAUAAAUAAUUCCUGCCUCACAGCCCUAUUUUUUAGGUGGGGUUGAAGGGAGGAAUCUUGGAGGCUGCCUUAUAUAGAGUCAGAGCAUUGUCCACACUGACUCGUAGCAGACCUCCAGAAUUUAAGAAUGGAGAUAUUCCUAGCCUUAUCUAGAGAUGCUGGGGAUUGCACCUGUGGCUUUCUGCAUGCGAAUAUGAUGUUCUACCAGUGAGCUAGGGCAGAAGUUGAAAGGAAGUGGGGAUUGCUUUCUUUCUUUGAGUAGUUUAAAUUGUAUUUCAAGAGACAGGGAAGGGCCUUUUACUUAUUUUAAGCGUGGUGUACCUCUGGAAAUGUAAAAUUACAAUUUAUGGGUCUUUCAUUCUUGUGUUAAGGUCUACGUUUGCAGUGGAUGGAAAAGACUGUAAAGUGAAUGGAGAAGUUGAACGUGUGCUAAAGGAUUUCAACAAAGCUGGGAAACCCAUUGGGUGUGUAAGUUAUAAGAUGGGAGUAUUUGUUCACAUUGUAUGAAACACUACUGACCUGCCUUCAGCCCACCAGCCACAAAUGUUUUGGCUGGCUGACUGCCUGGCACAACGAGGUUGUCAAGCAUUGGCAGUCCACACAGUAGGUGAUGGUUAGCUGCUUUCGGCCUAAUGGAUCACAAGUUGGGCAGGGCCUAUUCAGUUGAUCAGCCGAAAGAGGAGCCCUGAUGGGCCGGGCAUCCCAUUUCCCACAGUGGCAGCAUUUGGAAAUCCCACAAGCAGGACAUGGCUCAAAAGGUGUGCUAGUUUCUGUACAUGUACAGCACACCAGUGCUCCCCAGUCCAGUGUCAAUCCUUUCUUUCUACCUCUUCUUUCCUUCAGACAUUGUACCAACACACUUUUGUUUGAGGUCCCUGUUCUCACCUUCUUCCUGCCUCCCUGUGCUCCUUCCUUCUGCCUCCAGACCUUCUUCAAACUGUGUUUCUGAUCUUUCACACUCCUUGUCACUUUUGCUUCUGUUUUUCUGUCCUGCUGUUUAAGGCCCCCUAUGAGCUUUCCCAGCACCCAGAUUUUAUCUUCCACCUCUUACAGAACAGGAACAGCCAGCAUAGCAUUUCUAAUGAUGUCUGUGUGUUGUUGUUUUUUUCUUUUCCUUUUCUUAUGGAGAAGCAUUCUGGGCAGCUGCCACAAGGAACAGAAAAGCGUCAUGGGAUGGAACUGCCUAACACUUUCUCCUCUGGGUGUUUUUCCAUUCAAGAGUGUCCUCCCCCUGUUAUCACCUGUGAGUGAGGAAACAGCUGGAGAAGGCAUAAUUCUGAGAGGUGAAAGGUUCAGCAGUCCUGUCCCUGGACUAUUUUGCCUCUCCCAAGAGCUGUUCCUUUUUUUUUUUUAAAGUCUAAAGUUACCUUAUUCUUUUUAGGAUUUUGUUGAGCUUAUUUUCCACCCUUGCCUUCUUUUCCUGGUUCUGUUGGACUGAAAUUACCAUUGCUGUGUAAUGAUUAAUAAGGAUUUUAUUCAGUUUAGUAUCUUUUUUAUUUUUGAGGGUGUGCCAAAUAUUUAUAAGCAAAGGAACAGGGAGGUGUAAAUACAAUAAAUCCUCAAUGGAGGAACCUAAGUGAAGGUUUUCUGUCCACCUUUUUUUCAGUCUGUGCUGCAUUUCACCCGUUUUGGCUGCAAAGGUUCUUCCUGGUACUGAAGUCACUGUGGGACAUGAAGAAGAAGAAGGUGGUAAGUGGCCUUAUGCUGGAACUGCUGGGGCCAUUAAAGCACUGGGUGGAAAACACCAUAUUAAAGAAGUAACAAUAUCCUUUUUUGCUGGAUGAAGGCUGAAUUUAAGUGUCUUUUCCUCUCCCCUCCCUACAUCCCCCACUACUCCCAAAGAGCCACAUGCUUGGAAGCAAGUUGCACUGAAACCAGUAACAGGAUUUUCUUUCUCCUUAAGUGUAUAUGGGUUUAGGAGGUUAAGUGUGAUAAGACAUCAGAGAUGAACAUUUUUGUACAGAAUUGAAGAGCUUUCGGGAAAGCAUUCUGUGAUAUAUUUGGAUUAGCUGAUAAACUGCAUGACCAUCUUCCUUGGCUUUCUAAAACCCUGAUAAUUAGUUAUGAUACAGCACAAUACUAACCAUGUCUGCUCAGAAGUAAGCCUUAAUGAAUUUAGUGGGGCUUAAUCCCAGGAAAGCAGGGUUAGGACUUCAGCCUUAGUAUGUUCAAUUCAGAAGUAGGAUAACAUUUGCUUUAGGAAAACCAUUAAACUUUUUAUCUAAAUUCUAACAAAAGAGACUGUUUUAAAUGUGAAUACCAGAUGUCCUGGUCUAUAAUUCCCAUCAUCCCAGACUAUUGGCUGUGCCAGCUGGUGCUGUUUGGAGUCCCAACAGUAUCUUGAGAUCCACAAGUUGCCCACCACUGUUCUAUACAGUUCUUGAACAUAUGUUAGAUCACAUACUCAGUUACAGUGUUAGCCUUUUGAUAUAUUUUUUUUAAUUUCCUGAAACAAAUUUGUAAACCCAGGAAAAGCUUUCUAGCAAUGUUACUGGCCUCAUUCCAAUGUAAUACUAAAUUAUGGCUUAGUGUUAAAUAAAUGAGCCUCAGGCUCACACACUGUUCCCUGGCACAGCUAUAAGGAACAUUUUGGAAGCUCUCGGGGUUCUAAAUAGCUAUGCUAUCCAUGCAUGGAGCAGGCAUCCCACUUGGAAAGUUAUGACCUAAUGUGAAGGAGGCAGGAAGAGCCAUGUGACUUUGGGGACGGGGCUAAUUAAUAUUAACGCUAGUCAGACAUAAUGUGAUUAGUUAAAAACUAAUCAGCUUCUGAUCUCCUUCUGACUGUGCCACAUGGCUCACCCAGGUUUGUUCCUGAAUGAAGCCACCAAGUUUACAGUAAAGAUCUGAGUCUGCUGUCCCUUUAAUCAUUCUGUCAUUCAUCCUAAAGUUAUGCAAAGUCACGCAUUACGUAUAAUUAUAUAAAGGUUUGUGAGGCAGAAAGGCAUAUUCCUGUUUAUUCUGUCACUUGGCUUAGUCCCUGUGUUUUCCUUAACUGUCUUCUAUGAGGUCCAUGUGGAUGCAAACCACAAGGUUGUAACUACCCCAGCCUUUAUGUGUGAAACACAAUUGCAUCACAUUUAUGAUGGCAUUGGAGCCAUGGUAAAAAGUGUGUUGAAGCUUACAGGCAAAUGAAGUGGAUACCCAUAAUAGCAGUGACAAUAACUUUAGGAAGUAUGGUCCUUAUAACGCUGACCUAGCACAGGAGUUGCCUCUAAGAAUGCUUACGAUUGUAUUGGAAUGACAUGUGUAAUUUUCAGCACUGAAGAAGCUCAGGCCGGUUGAAUCAUGCAUCCCCUCCGUAUUUCAGCCACAGUCUUCACAUCGUCUUACAGUAUAUUUGACAACUUGCUCUGGAGAUGGUCACUGCUUAACAAAUCUGAAUUGCUAAUGGAAUAAUAAAAGCAAUUACAUCAUAACCUCUCCAAAUCUUUCCAAUCGCUUAUCAAGCCUUUUCAGAGACUAUUCUAAUUGCAUAAAAUAUGUUUCCAAAUAAAUUCCUACCUUCUGAAAAUGUAUACCUGAACAUUGAGAGCAUGUAAUCAAGACUUCUGAAACUGGGGGAGAAAACUACUAAAGAAACCACAAAAUAAAAAGGAUUUGUUUUAAGUUAUAUAAUAUAAAAUAAAUAAAGGAAAUAAAUGUCCUCACAAUUUUGUUGGAAUGAAUCCAUGGUUUAUUUUAUCAGGGCUAGCUGAAGUUAACAAGUACGUUAGCUGUAAAUCGUAAUUUGACAGCCGAAUAUCUUGUCUCAUGAUUAAUUGGACUGAUUAUUGUGGAAACAGAAGAUGUCUCCUAUUGUACAUUUUGUUUUUACCCUGCCAUAACCAAGAUCUUGCUCAAUUGUAUCUGGUGUGGUACUACUGCCUUAAUUUUUUUUUCUCCUUGAAGGAAACAUUUUUUCCAGCUGAUUUCAGUCACAUCAUGGUUUUAAAUUUCUCUGAUUUGUUUAGCUUUCUUGUAUUUCCACCCACAAGUUCAGCAACCACUGGGAGCCAUCAGUUUGCUGAUCAUAAAGUUCCAUUAACGAUUAAUAUUCCCAUUCCAAACAUGAUGCCCUGACCACAAUUAAAUAAGCAUUCCACCAUUAUUUUCUGUGGCAGGUCAUUAUCCUUACUCAUGAGUAAGUUAAGUCCCAGCCUCCUAUUUGGGAGAGGUUCCAGCUGUCAUUUCAAGAUAGGAGUCCUUUCCUAGCAGAGCUGCUGCUAAGUUUUAUGUGUUUUCAACAAAUUGGCAUCUUUCAUCUACAGAAGAAGUAAGCAAUAUUUGUUGCUGUGUCUGUUAGGUAAUAGUUAAACAUGUCACAGGAAAUAGUGAGCUCACUUUCCCUUGUUAAUAUCCAGUUCAAGCACUCGUCAAAGCAGUUCCACGCAUUGUUGCAUAAAUGUGCUCUAAGUUUGUAUACUGUAUUCCCCCACUCCCGUAUUAAACGUAUGUGUGUGC